This is a messenger RNA of Sardina pilchardus (European sardine), 596 nucleotides long. It is a transcript of the gene rpl32, whose product is annotated as ribosomal protein L32. Lineage: Eukaryota; Metazoa; Chordata; Actinopteri; Clupeiformes; Clupeidae. Bases 138 to 545 code for a protein of 135 amino acids. Gene Ontology annotation, cellular component: cytosolic large ribosomal subunit; ribosome. Gene Ontology annotation, molecular function: structural constituent of ribosome. The record is from RefSeq and is a predicted model, not a curated record. Gene Ontology annotation, biological process: translation. The transcript has 4 exons.
AGAGUUUUCUUAUAGAUUUCCCCCUGCGUAAACGUUGGGGUUAACUUCCGGCAUGUUUUACAAUUUCCCAGCUUGCCCUGCGGAAAUUCUUUCUCUUCCGUAGUACUGUCUUCUGUGGAGACAGCCGAAACGUCACAAUGGCGGCCCUCAGACCCCUCACGAAACCCAAGAUCGUUAAGAAGAGGACUAAGAAGUUCAUCAGGCAUCAGUCGGAUCGCUAUGUCAAGAUCGCCAAAAACUGGAGGAAGCCCAGAGGUAUUGACAACAGGGUCCGCAGGCGGUUCAAGGGCCAGAUGCUGAUGCCCAACAUUGGUUAUGGUAGCAACAAGAAGACCAAGCACAUGCUGCCCAGUGGUUUCAGGAAAUUCCUCGUCCACAAUGUCAAGGAACUCGAAGUUCUGAUGAUGAGCAACAAGACCCACUGUGCAGAGAUCGCCCACAAUGUGUCCUCCAAGAACAGGAAGCUUAUUGUGGAGAGGGCAGCUCAGUUGGCCGUCAAGGUUACCAAUCCCAAUGCCAGACUGCGCAGCGAGGAGAAUGAAUAAUCUGGCCAUUGACAUUGUUCUUUUCAAUAAAUUUAAAAUGAUAAAAACUCA